Messenger RNA from Mizuhopecten yessoensis (Yesso scallop), 1058 nucleotides. RefSeq lists its product as uncharacterized. Lineage: Eukaryota; Metazoa; Mollusca; Bivalvia; Pectinida; Pectinidae. The transcript is spliced from 4 exons. The record is from RefSeq and is a predicted model, not a curated record. Bases 218 to 871 code for a protein of 217 amino acids.
UGUAGCUGUUCCAGGUAAUAGGUAAGGAAUUGCCGUGCAAGGCUGUAGACGAUUCAUCAUCGCUACGCUAUCUCUAUCUACUAUAUGUUAACCCACAGCCGUCAUGCUUCAAUGAGAAUUAACUUUUGAUUUACGAAAUACCGCUAAUGUGUCUCUGUUUAUAUUGUGUGGUAUUUCGAACUGUUUCAUUGAUUGUGGUGUGAUAUAACAAGACGAUAUGAUGAUACCACUGGCCGUACUCCUUUACAGCUUUACAGGACAGACUACAGCAGAUGACGACAGCGUUGACGAACACUGCAGGUUUGGAUAUUAUGAAAAUAACGGAGAGUAUGAAGAGUCUUAUUUGUCGUGUAGCAGCGAAGACUAUUGCUGUGGUGAUUUUAUGGACAGGAGUUGCUGCGUGAAAUCUGAAUAUGCUGAUAAAGACGAGGACCCGCCAACCAUAGGUCUGAUGUUUGGUAGUAUCGCCGCAUGCAUAAUGUUCAUCGUUUUAUGUGCAUGUAUAUGUGGUAAAAUGGCACGACGUCAGCUGCCAAACUCGGACACCGACCAGCCUUAUACCGUUCAGACAAACGUCAACUCAGUUGAUGGACCAACAUUGACGUCUUUGCCAAACCAGAUCCAGACCUCCGGUGUCAGUUCUACAAUCCAGACGUCCACACCAUCCGGAAGCGAAACAAGGGACACAUUUGAUGCACUGCCACCGUCUUACGAGGAAUGUAUAGAAAAGAACUGUAUACAGCCGCCGCCCGAUUAUCAUACUGUUAGCAUGUGUAUAAACAAUGCUUACUCAAGUUCGGAACAAAAUAUUUCAUCUAAUACAGAACAAUGCGAACACAUCGAUUCGCCAGCUAGUUCAGAGUGGGUAUGAUGUUAUCAAUAUGAUUAACCUACGUUAUCAAUCAUGGGCCUGGAGUCGACGCCUGACCUCGGCGAUUACCCAUGUCUGUCCUAUAUACAGGAUCUUGAAGUAGCUGAUUAGAAGAGAAACAAGGGAGUACCGAAGGGUAAACAAAUUGUGUUAUGUUGUCGAAAUCGGGAAAAUAUAAACAAAAAAG